ACUUGUACAUGUAUAUGUAACUGUGACUAUAUAUUACUCGACAUUCUCUGAACAAUUUCCCAUGUUGUUACAUCAACAUGGACGUCCGCUGUAGUUUAAUUUGGUCAGUUUUGUUAACUGUCACCAUUUCCUCUGGUCAGUGUUGUCUUGUAGACAAUACAUGGUCCUUAAAAUCUACCUACGACUUGCUGGACAUGGCCGAUAUCGUUGUAUAUGGCCGAGACACUAAACAUGUUGAAAGGACUGGGGUACACGUAUCAUCUGUAUUCAACAAUGUGACGGACUGUCUAUUCCAAGUGUACUGUGUUCUAAAAGGGAACGUCACAAACGAGGAUAUCAUCAUAGAACACAUUAGUCCAUUGUCAGCCUGCUCCGGUUCAAGAGAAAAACUCAACGUGGGAAUGAAAAAGAUUGUUGCCCUGAAAAUGGCAGAAUCCGGAAACUAUAGAUACUUCGAAGGAAACGCAAUGCAGUCCUCAGUUUACGAAAGUGAUGUCAGCAAUUUCCAAACGAUGGAUAGCCUCGUGGAGAUUAGCGAGUGGCAAAGCCCAUUGGGCGCGGAAGAAGGCACGUGCCAGUCAGCGUUAGCAACUAUGACUAUAUCAAACGCUACAGCAAAUGUUACAGCUAAUCUGCCCAAAGCAAAUGUAACCAUAGCAACCAAAAGCAGCCCACAAGCUACAGAACCGACCGCUUUUUCAACGACAGCUGCGACAAAGGAACCUGUCGCUAAAGUAGCAGCAAACUUGGAAUCUAACAAAAACAGUGCUGAAACCCUGGCUGGACUUUUCGUACAUUUGUUCCUGUUUUCUGUGCUGGUAACAAUCGUCAUCAAUUAGUUGACAUUUCGUUAAUGACGUAUGACAUAUUAUAGAACAUUGGAGAAAUGUUCUAAGAUAUAGAAAGGACUUUCUUAUUCCUUGUGAUAUCCGUUUUACUUUACUGGGAAUUCCGGACAUCGAGAAAGUGAAAGUAAAUGACAACUCUCGCUAAUCUAUUGCUACGGAAAUUCGACCAGAUUUAUCAUUUUUCGAAGUUCAUAUGGCUGACAGACUUUUAAUUGUAAAAAAUAUUUUAAGUAAUGUUUGGUUCUAUAACGUUUAUCUGUAAAACAUUGCGACAAAAUGAUUCUUGUUUUAACUAUUAUGGCGGUAUAAGCUUAACAAUAGGUUGAAAUGGUAACAUCCUCGUUACCAUGGAGAUCCAAAUCAUAUACCACCGUUAAGGUAAUUACCUUGCUUUAGAUUAGUCAAUCGUUGUCAGAUAGUCUUCAAACAUAAAAAAUGAAGAAGAAAAAAAAAGGGAAAAAAAAAAAAAAAAAAAACCAAAUUAAACAAAGGAGGGCACUCUCCUUAAUAAGAGACUUCAGCACCAUCUCGACUUUUGGAGAUAUAAGGACAUCCAAAGUUAAUGCAUGUAUAUAUGUCCACAUAUCUAUUGUGGGAGACGCCCAUUAGGCCUGCUUAAAGAAACCUUCAAAUCGUCAAGUUCGUUUGCAAAAUGGUGGCGUGUUGCAAUAUGUAGACUGAGGAACAACGUAAACUGUGCAAUAUGCUGUUUAAAAGUGUUUUCACGUUAUGUGACUAUUUGUCGGGCUACAACGGACCUUCGUGACAUGUACGUGGCACUGUUUACAGACAAAUAUGGUAUACGGCUGUUUGUGUAUCCGACAAUCUCAAACCCGAGAAGUUCCCGAGGUACUCUUCCCUGGAAAACCGCUUCCAGAAGCUAUACUAGAAAAUGUAUACAGGGGAACACCAAGAAUUCCUUAUAGACAUUGCCAAAUACUGAAGAAGUGCUGCUCAUGGGAUAUUUAUCAAAAUGAUAUCAAUUAUCUAAUGAACUUGGAGAAUACAACAAAAAGUCAUCAUUUAAGAUUUGAAGUGAUUACCAUACCGGAAGUGAUAAACACAUGUAGCUAGAUAAGGGCAUAGAAAGAAUAUGGACACGUAUUCAAAUUAUAUCUCCUGUAAAUCUCUAAACAGAUGAAUAAAACAUUUGAUUGAUUGAU
Messenger RNA from Pecten maximus, 2011 nucleotides. RefSeq lists its product as uncharacterized. NCBI's taxonomy places the organism in Eukaryota, Metazoa, Mollusca, Bivalvia, Pectinida, Pectinidae. The coding region runs from base 78 to 839 and encodes 253 amino acids. The record is from RefSeq and is a predicted model, not a curated record. The transcript has a single exon.